CUCGCGCAGGCACGUGCUAUGCCUAUACCAUACACGUGCCAUUACCAUCAUCUCCAGAGACAUCGAAGGGACGGGAAGCAGCACGGAAUAGACAUGAAACGCGGACAUAGUCGGAGGUCCUGGUCAGGCAGUAACGCGUCACAGCAUUCACGGCGGUCCCGUUCGCCCGCUGCACCCCGACGCUCGUCCAAGUCUUUCCAGAGCACGGGAAUCAGCAUCGCGUCCACUUCUGUUGCAAAGCUAUGUCGUCCGUCUUCCAUAUCAUUUAAGGUGCCCCGCCGUCCUCGUUCCGUGUCCGUCACCAAGUUUCAAGAAGUGCGUCAAGAUUCGUCGCGGACCUCUCCAUUUGUCUCCAGUAGUCCACAGACGAGUGAUGCAAACAUAAAAAUCCACGUCGAACUCCAAGGAUCGUGCAACCUCGUUACAAAGUCGGGAAGUGUUGUAGAAUCCCGUGAGCGAACGCAAGGGAGCUGCGCUACCUUGUCAGCGUCACCUUCGAGGGCAUCCGAUUUGGCUCCACAUGUAAAAUCAUCAGCAGUGGAGCAGCGCCUUACGUUACCGCCAUGUGCGUCCGUGACAUUGACAGGCAACAUAACGUCAAAGGUUGAUGUUCGCAAGAGAGCGAUGAGCGUGGGACACAUUGCCUGCCCUUCGAUGACGCUAACUUCAGAGGUGAAGGAAAUGUUACAGGAGCCUCCCACUGAAGCGCGCGCUCGGGUUAGUCCUGUAACGCUUGUUCCUGAUGCGGACAAUUCUUUCUUGGGACUUCCCAAACCAGUGAACGAACUGAACAUUGCUGCUCCUGCUCCGCUUUUGCCACUGCAUGAACAGAUGGCAAAGCCUAGAAGAAGCGCAAGUUCAGCGGGCGAAAUGCGCUCAGGUACUCUCCUGGCACUUUUGAAAGCAGAUGGAGCUCCAACUGGAACAUGUUUUGAUGGAUUCAAAUAUGAAGGCGUAGCGCACGGAACAAUAACAGAAGCACGGGAGAAGCCAAUCAUUACAGAUCUUACUGGGCUCGCUAAAAGCAUAACUGAUGAACCUUUACUUUCAACAAUCCUUUCACAAUCUGAAUUUCCGGACACGAGUAUCGCUGGACGUGAUCUCGCAGCUGGGAGGACAUCACAGGGUAUUGGAGCUGCUAAUAUUACCGUAAAACCUACGGAACUGCGACAAGACAGCGAAGCAAGUUCGUAUAUUGCGAGCAGUGAGCCACAUGCUGACACGGUAACUGAUGAGCUGGAUUCCCCAGAUAAGGUGACGACGGAGACAAGUGAUGACGAAGCAUUUCUCGGCGGUGAACGGCCUGUCGAAGUAGAGGACAUGAAUAGUGAGCCUGAGGACGUAAACGUAAUGGCUCCCAAAUCUAAACAGAGCCCAAUAUUUUAUGAGGAGGUCAUGCCUAGUCCUGGUGGGCUUUUCUCCCCGGAUGAGAAUUACGACGACGCUGAUGAAUCGCCCGACAGUCGUAUCGCCAAGAGAAGGGCUCGAAAAGCUACAAUCGAGGGGCUGGCGAGACGACUUGCAGCAGACACAGCACCAGAUCAAUUACGACAUCGAGAAGAAGCAGAUAUCCUGUUGGAAAGAAGACAAAGCAGAAUGGAUGAACUGGCGAAGUUAAUUGGCCCUUUGGAAGGUGAAAGGGACAGCAUAACAGACGGAAACAAAAGCUCAAACGAAAGAGGAUUCGAACUGCCAGCUCACGAGCAUUAUGGGAGUGAAAAACACAGCGCGGAACACAAAAUAGAUGACACUGACGAAUUAUUGUUGGAACGGCGCGGUCCCCUGAUUGCAGCUCAGCGAACAGAAAAGCGUACCUUUCGAAAAACGAUAGAGGUCACUACUGACGCAUUUAAUGAACCUCUGGCAGCACCAAGAAGUGGAAGCCUCCUCGAUAAGCAUACGCGUGAAGAUUCUGAUUUGGCAGCCAUGGAAAACUCUGCGUCAUCGUGCGUUACAAGUACUCAUGCCACGACACAGGAAGCAUCAGAGCAGCGGUCUUCAAGUGCUGGGAAUGGUGGUACCAAACAGAAGUCCGAUACCAUCGUGGCCAAUACAGGGGAGACUAGGGCAAAAGUAGAGGCGUCCGACUCCAUGAAACGGGCAGGUGUACUGCAAAACAGGCCACUCAAUAAGUUGCCUGAAUCCUCUCAUAAGGAGUCGUUACGAAACACGGAAACUUCGAUGCCUGAAAUUAUCCCUGAAAGCCCUGAUAUUGGAUCAGAUGCAUCGAGUGAAAAUAUAGACACCAGGGAGCUGUCGCAAGUGGAAAGCAGAAACGAAACGGAAGCGUCGUUUUUUCCUACAGUACCUUGUACGCAACACGAAGGCACGCAGGAACAGAGUGCGCAAGAGUACAAGGAAUUUACGAAGUCCUUUAGACAGGAAGAUUUUAUGUCCACUCUGGAAUCGUUGUUCUCUUCAAGUGGAGUCAAGUGGAAGGUACACACGUUGUACGAUACCCUAACAUCCUUGAACAAACAAGACAGGUCCUUGUAUAAGGUUGUGUACAACCCAGACUUUUUGGUAAGACAAGCCGAUGAAUAUGACCUAUCCGACAUAGCGAACAAGCAUUGGGAGCACAUCACCAUUUGUGUGCCGGAGACCAUUACGACGUUCUUCAACUGCCAUCCACGAAGUUUCUUCGUAUGUGUGGACAAAGAAGGUAUGCGCAGCGGUAUUAUCUGCAUAAUAGUCUUUGGAGGUGGAGUUGCUUGCUGUUGCAUCAAUCAUGCCAAACUGGAGUACUCAGAGGACGGAGUGCGUCGCAUGCUCUGGGACGCCAUUCUCGACAUUCACAAAGAUCUGAAUAUAUUUGCAAUGGUUCCAGCAGAGCGAGUGCAUGUGUACCACACACAACUAGGCUUUUACACGUCUCGCGAAGACUUUGUGCUUCAUGGCAAGCUUCCCCCGUGUAACGACCUGAGCGCCUUGGAUGUACCACUGAAAGCUGGUCUUACUGUAAAACCAUUCGACAUGGACAUGUUACCUGAACUUGUGGAGUACGACAAAACCGUGCUUGGGUUCGCACGCAAGCUCUUCUGGGAAUACACGGUAUACGAGCGCUCCUUAACCCUACACAUUGCCGUUCGCAACGGAAAAGUCCAAGGCUACGCGGGAUUACAGUACGACAUCGACGGGGCUCUCGUGCUUCGUUGGCUAUUUGCGGAAGACACUAAUACUGCGUGUCGGCUGCUCUACUCCCUGCUGCACGGUGUGGAGAAAUUGAAAAAGAAUGGAAUGUGGGUGGCUUUCCACGUUUUCAGCCCCAUUGCGAGGUCGGUGAUGCAGAGCUUCGACACCAGCACGCUAAAGCCCUGGAUGCUUAUAUUCAACAAGAGGGAGCCUUUUCUUCAGCACAAGUCCAUAGCUGUGCUCACUUGCAUCUGAUAGAAGCCAAGGACCUUGAGGUCCACUGCCCAGUUCACCAAAGACGUUAAUUGUGAUGCGGGCAAGCCCCGUGUGGCACGUACAAGUUUGCCACAGCUGUGACAGUGAUUAUGAUUAGGACUACUGCUGGCGCCAGGUACGCUUAAAGUAUAUUACCGAUAUAGGAAGGAGGUGCAGUUCUUGUAGAUUUGAACUACAGUUAAAUGUGUGGACUCGUCACGAAACAAAUGGAUGAGGACAAGUAUUCCUGCAUUCAACUGCGCGUUCAAUGUUGUGUUCAAAUAGUUUCUUUUAAUAGCAAUAUUCUUACGUUUAAAAGGCUAAAAUUCUAGGAGGAGGAAAUGAUAUCUCCUCGCACAUUUUUCUUAAUGUAACAAAGUAGAACAAUGUAUUCUGGGACAUGUGCCAUUACAUUCUUAUUAUCUAUGGCCCAACAUACUAACCCCUUCUGUGUGUACCAUGAUGCGCAGAAAAUUUUAAUUAUAGGGGACCACACUCCUCUAGCCUUCUAGCAUGCACUCAAUUCUUACAAGCAUAAACAUGUUUAUCCUGUA
Messenger RNA from Ornithodoros turicata, 3941 nucleotides. RefSeq lists its product as uncharacterized. Lineage: Eukaryota; Metazoa; Arthropoda; Arachnida; Ixodida; Argasidae. Bases 19 to 3387 code for a protein of 1122 amino acids. The record is from RefSeq and is a predicted model, not a curated record. The transcript has 3 exons.